AUGUUUUUCGACAAAUUGAAGAUUUCCAGAUUCCCCCCUCUCCAGAACCAUGGCGACGCGACGCUGAACCAGAUGCACCGGAAGGGCAAGCCCCCCGUGCCCCCCCGCCAGCCAGGGGCCACUGGGGGCCGGCCCCAGCUGAAGGGCGUGGUCCUGAAGACCCUGAUCCGCAAGCCCAAGAAGCCCAACUCGGCCAAUCGCAAGUGCGCCCGCGUGCGGCUGUCGGACGGCCGGGAGGCGGUGUGCUUCAUCCCUGGGGAGGGACACAGCCUGCAGGAGCACAACGUGGUGCUGGUGCAGGGCGGCCGCACACAGGACCUGCCGGGGCUCAAGCUCACCGUGGUGCGCGGCAAGUACGACUGCGCUCACGUGGUGAAGAAGAAACAGUGACCCUGGGGCCAGCUCCGCGCACGGUGCGUCAGUCAGUCCCUCACGGUGCGUCAGUCCCUCACGGUGCGUCAGUCCCUCACGGUGCGUCAGUCAGUCCCUCACGGUGCGUCAGUCAGUCCCUCACGGUGCGUCAGUCCCUCACAGUGCGUCAGUACCUCACAGUGCGUCAGUCAGUCCCUCACGGUCCGUCAGUCCCUCACGGUGCGUCAGUCCCUCACGGUGCGUCAG
Molecule: messenger RNA, 618 nt
Organism: Conger conger (European conger)
Lineage: Eukaryota; Metazoa; Chordata; Actinopteri; Anguilliformes; Congridae
Product: small ribosomal subunit protein uS12m-like
Exons: 1
Coding region: 1-390 (129 amino acids)
Biological process (GO): translation
Cellular component (GO): ribosome; small ribosomal subunit
Molecular function (GO): structural constituent of ribosome
Source: RefSeq, a predicted model, not a curated record